This is a messenger RNA of Aphidius gifuensis, 9595 nucleotides long. Its product is annotated as brefeldin A-inhibited guanine nucleotide-exchange protein 3. Lineage: Eukaryota; Metazoa; Arthropoda; Insecta; Hymenoptera; Braconidae. Gene Ontology annotation, biological process: regulation of ARF protein signal transduction. The record is from RefSeq and is a predicted model, not a curated record. The coding region runs from base 111 to 6707 and encodes 2198 amino acids. Gene Ontology annotation, molecular function: guanyl-nucleotide exchange factor activity. The transcript has 14 exons.
AAAUUUUAAUUAAACUUUUGACAAUCAGCAAAGUAUAUUUUAAAAAAGUAAAUAAAAUACUUUGCGCAAACUCCUGAAUAAUCGUCGUCGUCAUAGUGUUGGUUUGUGACAUGGAGGAUCUCCUGCUGCAAAUUAUUAAAGAAUCACAAAAUGCAAAAUUAUCAAAUUUACGUAAAUCAGCACAAGAUGCAUAUGAUUUCAUGGAAAAACAACAGGGAUUGCUACGUGAUCCCCCACAUGAAUUGCGUACAAAGUGUCUUCAUACAAUCCAGCUGUCAUUGGAAACAAAAAAAAGUAAAUUUGUAUCCUAUGGAAUAGCUGGUUUACACAAAAUAUUAAGAGACGAUAGAUUUCAGUCACCAUAUGAACCAGAGGAUGACUCACUCUGGUUACCGGCACAAAUGUUACACGCUAUGGGGUCAAUACUUUCGCAGUCAGAUGAUACACAAACAGACAUGCUCAAAGUUUUACUUCAAGUUGCUUGUUCUGUUUAUUGGACAAUGAAUGGUCGUUUAAUAAUAGCUAUUUUAACAACUUGUUGUGACGCAUUUGAAAAUGGUAAUCAAGCUGUUAGAACUGCUGCACAAGCUGCCACAAGCCAAACUCUCCGUUCAUUCUGUCUUUUUCUUGAUGAAGAAUGUCAAGAGAUGGAUGAAUAUGCUAAGAGAAAUAAAAAUCAUCGUGAAAGAGGUGUUUCUUGUUUUAAUGAAGCACUUCCAAUUCUUCAAUAUAUAUGUAGUAGACUUGAUGAGGCACAAAGAAAAAAAUAUUCCAAUAGUUCAAAGGGUGGAAACACAGUUGUAUUUUUAUUGGAAUGUUUACACACACUUAUAUCAUCUUUACCCCAAAAAAUUCAUACAAAUGCUCAUUUUACAACAUUUUUAUGGCAAAAAUUUUGUCCAGCAUUAAUAUCAUUUCUUGGUACACCAAGAGUUGAUAAAACAUUUACAUCACGAGAGGGUAAAGAUAGUGAAAUUGGUAGAGGAUCAGGAUACUUGACAGCAUCAUUAAGUUUUGAUAGUCAUCAAGCAAAAACAGUUUAUAAUAUUGGAACCGAACUUGUACGUCUUGUUGGAUGUGUUGGUCCACUUAGACCAGUACUUGAAUCUGUAUUUCAUAGAAUGUUAUUAUAUCCACCACCUCAACAAAGACUUGAAUCAUUAAAAGCACUACGUGAACUUCUUCGUAGUCCAAGUAGAAUUGUAGAUUUUGCUGGACCACUUCUUGUUGAAGAAGAAAAAACAAGUCAACCACAAAGUGACAUGGCAUUGAUGCGUUUAGCAAUGGAUUCAAUUGAAGAAUCAACAAAUUCUGGACAACCAGUGUUAUGUGCAAGUGUAUCAUGUAUUGUUUCAAUGCUAUCAUCAUUACAAGAAUUAUGUGAAGGUAAAUCAAUAAAUCAUAGUUAUACAUGUAUGAUUAAUAAAUUAUAUGGUGAUCUUGAAUCAUGUGAUUAUCGUGGACCAUUGACUUAUCAAAGUAUGGCACGUUUACCAAAAAAUUAUCGUGAACAAUUAGAGCUUAUGAAAAAAACAAAUGACAAUGAAUCAGAUUCAUCUGGUCAUGGUCCAUCAGAAAAUGGUGAUGGUGAUUCAAGUGAUACUGAAGGACCACAAAAUGAAUCUGAUGAUAUUAAUGAUGAUAAUAAUAGUAUUAAUGAUGAUAAUGAUUAUGAAUUAGAAAAUGAAAAAGAAAGAUUACGUCUUGAAAAAUUACCAAAAUGUUUACAUGUUGGACGACAAAUUGCUGAAGAAUGUAAUGUUGAUGUUGAACGUCAUAAUGCAAGAAAAUUUAUAAAAAUAUUACGUACUGAUCUUAUACCAAAUGUAUUAUUAUUACGUAGUAGUAUUGAAGUUGAUGAAGCAUUACAAAAUUUUGCAUCAGAUUAUUGUCAAGGUGUAUUUGCAAAUCAACAAAAAAAUUAUGAUAAAAAUAAUGAUAUAAGCCUUGAUAGAAGAUGUGCCUUAAUAACAAUAAUGAAUGCUGAUGGUAUUUAUCUAGCAACAUAUGCUGCAUUAUUAUUAAAUUUAAAAUUAAUUAAAAUGAAUUAUUAUAAUAUUGAUGGACAUCCAGUACCACCAAUAAGUGAAGAACAAUUUGUUGAAGAAGUACAUGGUUCUGGUGUACUUGUUUAUUUAUCAGCAACAUGGUUAUCAGAACUUUAUCAACAAAUAUUAGCAUCAAAUUUAUUAGAAAAAUGUGGCUAUAAUCCAUUGUCAACAGAUAAUUGUGCAUUGGUUAAUAUAUUAAUUGAUGUUGAUGGUAUUUGUCGUAGUCAAAGUGGUGGACAAUUGUUAUCUGAUUAUAGAAGAUUAGAAAAAGCACAAUUAACGAGAAAUGAUAUUACAACAAUGACACCUGAAGCUGAAGCUGGUGCAAAAUUAUCAAGACGUGUGUUAACAUGUUGUUGGACAAGUAUGAUGACUGUAUUAAAAGCUGGUUUAAAUCCAAUAAAUGAAGAAACAAAUAAAAGUAUAUUAAAUCGUGAUAAUACAAAACGUGAUAUUAAAGAUAUUGUUGUACUUGCACUUGAGGGUCUUCACAAAGCAGCAAUUCUAACAAAUAUAUUAGGUUUACAAAAACGUUGUGGUUUAAUAUUUGAAUUAUUAGCAAAUGCAUCAUGUACUGAAUCAUCAAUAUCAAAAUUACGACGUACAAAAGAUGUUUUAAGAUUAAAAUUACAAAAAAAUAAAUCAAAAAAUAUACAUACAUCACAUGCAUUAAGUAUGGAAGUAUUACUUGGACGUGCAUUAGAACUAGCAAGUCAUGGUGAUGAUUGUUGGCCUCAUGUAUUUACAUGUUGUUUAUAUAUCAGUAAAUUAGAACAUGAUUUUUUUGGUAGAAAUCAAACACAAAUUAAUUUACCAAAAUUAGCUAAAAAAGAAAAAAAAAAAUAUAAAAAAAAAAAAAAAGAUAUAAAUAAUCAUAUUAAUAAUGGUGAUUUAAAUGGUGGUGGUGGUGGUGAUGAGGAUGUUGUUGUUGAUGAUGAUGAUGAUGAAGAUGAUAAUAAUUGUGUUGAUGUUUAUUCAUUUUUAUCAACACCAUACAGUCAAAGUUUAACAAUUGAAACAAUACCAGAAAUAAUACAAGAAUCAAAUGCUGAUAUACAAUUUAAUGGUAUAUUACCAGCUGAAUAUGCUGCUAAAAUAAUAUGUGUAUUAUCACAACAAGUUGAUAAAUUAUUUGAAGAUUGUGCAUUAAAAUUAAAUUUAAAAGCACUUUGUUCAUUUUUAACAUCACUUUGUCAUGCAAGUAAAGAUCAAUUAUUUAAAACAACAUCAUCAACAUUAAAUACAAAUUAUAAUAAUAAUUAUGAAAAAAAAUUUUGGUGGCGUAAAAGUAAACCACGUGAUGAUGAAUUAAAUGUAUUAUUAUUAUCAAGGCUAGGUGAAGUUAUGUUAAAAUGUGUUAAAAGUGGUCGUCCAUUAAUUCACAUAAUGAGAAUUUGGAGUAUUCUUGGACCACAUUUUAUGGAGGCAGCAUGUCAUAAAGAUCGUGAAAUAUCUAAAAAAGCAAUUCAAUGUAUUCAUGAUUCAAUGACAGCAUUAUUAAAUGAACAAAUUGAAUUGGCACAUUUUCAUUUUAAUGAAGCAUUAUUUAAACCAUUUGAAAAUCUUCUUUGUUUAGAACUUUGUGAUAGUGAUGUACAAGAUCAAAUUGUUAGUUGUAUAUGUGAAUUUGUUGAGACAAAUCGUACAGAAAUAAGAUCAGGAUGGCGACCAUUAUUUGGUGCAUUACGUGUUGCAUCUGUUGGUAAUUCUGAAUCAAUUGAAUCAGCACCAUUAUUAGAAGUAUUUCGUGUAUUUUUAUCAACAGAUAAUACACUUGUAUUUGCAAAUGCAGCAUUAGAUUGUAUAUUAUGUCUUUUAAAACAUGUAAGAGGUGCUGGUGAUGCAGAUUUAAAUAAUGAUAUUGAUCAAAUAACAAAUAUUGAAAUAAGAAAAAUGCGUUUAUGUAUUGAAAGUUUAAAAUAUUUAUUAAAUUGUAGUGAUAUACUUUCAUCAAUGUAUCGUAUGCCAGCAUGUCCAAUAUUUCAUUCAGCAACUAAAAUUCAAGUAUCAACAAUACCACAGUAUGUUGAUCCAAUAAUACCAAAUAUGGAAUUAUCGAAAUUUAAUAAUAAUAAUGAUACAAUGCAAGAAAUUGUACCAGAAAUAUCAUAUGAUGUAUUAACUAAAAUUGAUAAAUCACAAACAAUGACAUUACAAAGUAUGGAAAAACCAAGUGGUAUAUUAAGAGUAUGGUAUUUACUUAUUGAAGGUUUAGCAAAUGCAACAAUGAUUUGUCCACGACGUUAUCAGCCACAUACAUUAGAAACAUUAUUUCAUUUACUUCGUGAUAUUUUAAAUGUACCUGGACCAGCAUUUGGUCUUUAUUGUGUUAAUCAUUUACUUUUACCAAUGGUACAAAAUUGGCUUAGAAUGACAUCAAAAAUCAUUCGUGGUUGGGAUAAUUUUGCACCAAAUUUUAAACAAUGCUGUGGUCUUACAACUGAUUUAGUUGUUGAUUAUUUAACUCAUCUUCAAGGUCCAGAUGUUAAAAUAGAUAAUGAUUUAUUACCAUCAUCAACACUUAUGUUGAAACAAUUAUUAUUGGUAAUGGCAGAGUGUGUUGUUCAACAGACUGAAAGUAUUGCUCGAUUGGGAUGUGCAUGUAUCAGACAUGUACUUGUCAGCAGUGGUCCUGUUCUUACCGCUGAACAGUGGGAAGUUUGUGGUAUUGCUUGUUAUCGUGCUUGCUCCAAUUCACUUCAAGAACUUCAUCAAUUAACAAUGGCAUUUUCACCAAGAUCUGAAUCAUUUUAUGGUGAUAUUGCACAGGUCAAAGUUGCUGCUAGACGUGAUACUACAACUGAAGAAUCAGACAGGUUGCGACAAUUAUCAGCACAGGUAUUUCACCUGGCAGAGCAACGUUCUGAUGAACAACUUAAAAUUUCUGAUGAAAGAUCAUAUGUCUUUCUUCUUUAUCCACCAUCAGUUGCAUCAACACUAAAUCCAGAUCUUUAUAUUGUACGUGUUCAACUUCGAGCACUUGUUGUUGGUUUAUUGGCUCAUCAAAUGUUACUCCAUUGUAUUGCCAGUGUUUUACUGCAAGGUUCUGGUGGUUCAAUAUCAAGUCUUGCACAUGUGAUACCAAAUCCAACAUCACCAACAUCAAGUAACUCAUCGAAAAACAACAUGACACGUCUCAAUAUUAAUCACAUUGAUAUUUUUUUAUCAGCACUUGAUUAUUCAUAUGCAUCAGCAUGGAAAUUUGAUAAUAGACCAGGUCUAAAAUUUCUCAUUCAAAAAGUUGCUAAUUUAGAUCAACCAGCAAAUCUUUAUCGUCAAACUUGUGCUGCAUGGACAAUAAAAAUUUUAACACUACUAGAUAUUUGUUUAAAUGAAAUAAAUAUAACAAAUGUCAAUAUGGAAUUUGUUAAAUUAAUAAUUAAAAAAAAUUAUAUUUAUAAUAAACAAAAAAAUUAUGAUAAAUUAAUUAAAUAUAUUAAACAAUUAAAAAUAACAUUUGAUAUAAUUUGUGAUAAUUAUAUUGAUGUUGUUAUAAAUAAAAAUGGUAAACAUUCAAUUGCCGAUAGUUUUGCUGAGAGAAAAAUAUUUUUACUUGUUGCACAACCAGAUGAUUUUCCAGAAAUAACAAGUAAAGAAUUAAUAAAUGAUUCAUUAUUUAAUUCAAUCAAUGUUGAUAAAACAAUUAGCUGUAAUAAAAUAAUAAAUAAAAAACAUUUAAUUGAUAAUAAUGUUACAACAAAAAUUGAGGAAGAAUAUAGAUCAUUAAAAUUAUUUGAUUUAGCAUCAGAUUAUUUUAUGGAAUCGGGUCCAGAAUCUGAAUCUGAAACAGAUGAUUCAAGACCAAUAUCACGUGAAAAAAGAAUAAUUUAUAAAUCAACAGAUAAUUUAACAGAUAAAGAAAUUAAUUUAUCUGAUUUUGAAUCAGAUGAUUCAGAAAUAUUAAAAAAUAAUUAUAAAUUAUUUAAAAAAAAUAUAACAUGCACAAAUAAUACUCACACUCAGGUUGAAUCACAUAAUUCUAAAAUAACAAUAAAAAAAUUACUUAAAAAUAAAUAUAGAAAAAGUGAACAAAAUUUAUUAACACGAAAAAAUUCAUUUAAAUUUUUUUUAAAUAAUAAUUUUGAAUAUUCAAAUAUUAAACGUUCAAAGUCACUUGUAGAGUUUUAUAAAAAUUCUGAUUUAGUAUUACCUUCAAAAAUUACAUUAAAUAAUAAUAAUUUAAGUGAAAAAUUAAAAAGAAAAAGAUUACUUACUGUUUGUCAAAAUGUUGAUGAAAAAAAUUUAAUUUGUCAAUCAAUUAUUCCAACAAUUGACGUUGAUGAUGAUGAUGAUGAUAAUGAUGAAUUAUUAAAAGACUAUGAAAGAAGUAAAAAAGGCUUUAGAAUAAAUCCAUUUACACAAAAUUUUGAUGGUGAAAUUGAUGAUCCAGUUAGAAGACAAGGAAUUGAAAUACAAAAAGAUAAUAAAACUAUAAGCAGAGACAGUGAUGCUCAAAGAAAAGCAUGGGCAGAAAUACUCAAUGCAGUAUUAGACUGGACACUUGUACUUCCGGAUGAAAAAUUAGCGCCAAUUCUUCCAAUUCUCGUUAGUGGCAUUCGUGCAUUAACAAAAUUUGUCGUUGAUACAAAUUUAAAACAAAAAUUAUCAAAAAUUUUUCAUCGUAUUGUUGUUCUAUAUGGUUUGACAAAUAAUUAAACAUUUGAUACUUUAGAAAAAAAAAAAAAAAUUCUAAUACUUUAAAUUCUAUAUAUAAAUUUUUAAAAAUUAGGAAUAAGAAAAAAUAAAUAUUGCUGGUUCCUGAGAGAGGUUUUAACUGCAGAUUGACUGAAUUUAAAAAAAAAUUAAUAAUAAUUAAAUUUUGGAGUAUUUGAUAACAAUAAUAACGUGACAGUAUUCUUUGAUGAUUCUAUAAUUAAAUCUCUAAAUAAAAAUUAAAAUACGAGUAUACAAGUAUCAUGAAAAAAAAAAAAAUUAUAUAUAUAUAAAAUGUGUUUUAAAAGAAAAAUAAUAAUUGAUGAUUUUACGUAGGUAAAAUAUGUAUCAUACAUGCCUAUAUAUAUUUUUUCGAAAUUGUUGUUGAUGUGAAACAAAUAUAAAAAAAAAAUUCAAAAAUCUGUAAUAUUGAAACAAAAAAAUGAUAUAUGUCCCAUUGAACGUUGUGUAAAAUGUAUUAACUGUUGUUGUUUGAAACAAAAAAGAAAAAAAAAAAAUAUAUACACAAAAUAUCGACAAUACACUAUAAAAUGUUUAUUGUUAUUUUAACUUAUAUUAUUUUUAAUUUUAAUAUCUUGAGGUUUCUUUUUUAAAAAAACCAUUAUAUUUUGGAUAUAUAUUUUUUUAGAUUUGUUAUUUUAUUUUUUUUUUAAAGUUAUAAAUAUAUUUUUUAUUUUUUUAUUUUUACAUUUACAGGAAGAAACAAGAGACAAUGUUUCAUGUCUGCGGUCAUUUCUACUCUUGGCAUAGUCAUUCUUGCCUCAUAAAGUCCAAGAGCUUAUGAGCGACGUACAACGUUCUUCUUGUAGCACCAGAGUUGAGACUAUAAAUGUCUAAAAGUAGAAAAGAAGUCAAGAAAAAUAUUUUAAAUAAAAAGAAAGAAAAAAUAAUAGAUAAAUAUUUUGCAUCUUUCCGGGUUAAUAUCCUGUCAUUGUUGAUGUUGCUGAUCACUUUGAAUUAGCUGAAUCGAAUUGUAAACCAUAAAAAAAAAAAAAAAAUACUUAUCUAUUUUUAAGUAUUUAAGUUUGAUGCAGAAAAAAUUAAUGAGAAAUUUCUGUAUAGAUAGAACAUGGUCCAUCAGUGAGUAGCAUGUUUAAUCUUUUCAUUUGGACUCUCGAAGUAAAAGAGCGACUGUUUUGUAUAUGUUAUAUAUUGAGCAUAUAUAGAAGAUGUGAGGGGAAAGUAGUAAAACAGUGACAGAUAAAAGGGAGGUGAAUAGGGUGGUUUGCUAAUAAAGGAAUGGUACGAAAACGACCAAGAGGAGAGACCAUAGUACUCAACCAAAACCGCAACUAUCCAUCGUUUCAACACACGCAGCAAACGUUUAAAUAUUAAAUGGUACUCUCUCACUAUAUACUCGAGAAGUGUGUUCAUGGGUUUUUGUGAUCGUAAAAACUCAACGAAUUGUACAAACCUCUCAUCCACUUCACACUGCAUUUUUACUAUAUACAUAUAAAUUCAACUCCUCCUUCUAUUUAUUUAUUUAUCUUUUUUUUUUUUUCAAAUUUUUAAUUUAUCACAUUAUUAUUAAAAUUAAAAAACAAAAAAUUUACCAGUAGAUUUAUUUAUUUAUUUAUUUAUUUGUUUUUUAAAUUUUUUUAUUAUCUCAUUAAUUUUCUUUUUUUUACACAAAACUUAAUUUAAACUAAAAAACAAAAUUUAUAAUUAUACAAUAAUAAUAAUAAUAAUUUUUUCAUUAGGAUAAUUUUAUUGAAAAUAUUUUUCAUAUAUUUACAUAAUUUGAAUAUUAAAAAUUGACACUAUCUAUCACUUUUUAUUAAUUAUAAUAAUUAUUAAGUGUUCAAUUAGUAUUUCUUAAUUUUUCAAUUGAUAUUAUACAUUUUUUUUAUGAUUAUAUAUUUAAAUGAUAAAAAAAAAAAAAAAAAAAAAAAAAACAAUUAUUAAUAAGGUCGCCAAACAUCAUUUCUCUGUUCAUUUUCUUCACCAAGUACCCCAACACCAAUUUCUACUCUAUUAUUAUUUAUUGUUAAAUUACCACCAGCAAUUGUAACUUGUUCAUCACUUAAAUCACCAUGUACAUGUAAAUGUAUUUGAUUUUGAUUAACAGUAUUAUAUAAUUGUGGAUAAAAUACAACUGGUGGUGGACUUAUAUAAUUUUGACUUGGAUUAUUAUAAUAACCUUGAUAAUUUGGAUUAAAAUUAUGUGAUGGUACUGGUACUGGUGUUGUUGUUGUUGGUCCAGAUGUCCACGUUCCAUAAUGAUAACCACCACUUGGACUACCAUUACCACCAUUAUUAUUAAUACCACCACCGCCACCACCAGGACCACUUCCAGGAAAUAAAUCAUUGUCUGAUGAUUUAAUUGGUAGCAAUGGUAAUGUUGUUCCUGAUGUUCCAUGAUUUGAAUACAUUGUCACACAAUUUGGUGUAUAUGCAUCUUGAUUUGGAUCAGUUGAUUAAAAUAUUGAAUAUUGAGUAUUACCAGCUGAAAGAGGAACUGGUUCUGUUGUUGGAUGAUGAGAUAACGAUUCACCAGGAUAUGUUGCAAAUGCACCACCUGGUAAUGGUGAAUAUGAACCACCAUCACUACCUGAUGGAGCUGGAUAAGAUGGUACUGCUGAUGGAUACGACCAUUCAGCUGUACUUGCUGCAUUAUCUGAAAUAAAUAAUUAAACAUUUUUUUUUUUUUUUUCAAUAUAACCAUAAUACAUGAACAAUUAAUUUGAGUCAUAUAUAUAUUUAAAAAUUUAUUUUCAUAUAACCAGUGUAUUUAUAAUGACCUGGUAAUAUAUACUCUUCAAUGAAUAUGUUCAUGCGUGAGAAUUUUUAUUUCGUGACUUGGUUGAAAAAUAAAAAACAAAAAAAAUUAUAAUGAAUAAAAAAAAAAAAAGUGAAGUGAAGCCAAAUCA